AAAGAGUGGUAUAAUAUGAAGUAGAAAAAUAAGAAACCAAUAUCAGAACUUUUGAAGUAAAAAAGAAUAGCUGAAUAAUAAACAUAACUUCCCUUAUAACCUUCUUCACCUCCAUCUCGAUCAUCUUCAUCGUGCUCGUCUAAAUCAUCAAAUCCAUAUGAAUCAAGUAGUGAUGCUGAAGAUUACGAGGAUUAUAAAAAAGAUGGUUAUCAUCCUGUAAGUAUUGGUGAUAAAUUUCAUAAUGGAAGAUUUUAAGUUAUUCAAAAAUUAGGAUGGGGACACUUUUCUACAGUUUGGUUAGCUCAUGAUAAAUAAUCAUAAACACAUGUUGCAUUAAAAAUAUAGAAAAGCAAAUAAAGUUAUUAAGAAAGUGCAAUUGAUGAAUUAGAACUUUUAAAGUAUUGCAUUAAAAUUAAAUUAGGGAUUUAUAGAAACAUUAAAAGGAUGAAAAAUGGAUCUAAUAUCAAGAAUAAUUGUCUUAAAUUCCGAAAUUAGAUUAUUCAUCUUUAAAAUGGUGUGAUUCAAAUAUUAAAAAUACAGAACAAGAUCUAGACAUCAAAGUAAAAUUGAAUGAAACAUAUUGUGUUGAAAUGGUUGACAAUUUUAUUCAUUAUGGAAUGCAUGGAAAACAUUAUUGUACAGUUUUUGAAGUUUUAGGACCAUCUUUACUUGAUUUGAUUAUACACUUUGAUGAUUACGAUAAAUUAAUGGCUAUGUGGUUAGUAAAGUAAAUUACUAGAGAACUUUUAAUAGGAUUAGUUUAUAUGCAUGAAGUAUGUAACAUGAUCCAUACUGAUUUGAAACCUGAAAAUAUUAUGCUUUAAUUAAAACCAUAACAUUUUGGAGAAUUUGUAGAAUAAAUGAAAAUGGUUAAAAAAAAACCUUUAAGUAUGAAAUUUUUAGAUAAAUUAAAAAAAUCUAUUAAACCAACUAAUAAAAAAUAAGAAAAAAGAAAAAAAUAAAAAUAAAAAAAAUUAUAAUAAUAAUAAUAAGAAAAAGAUUAGGAGAUAUAAAAUUCAUCAGAAUAACCAUAAUAAUAAAUAAAAUAAAAUGAAUAAGAAAAUGUAUAACUAUAAUAANGAGUUGGUCAAAAAAUUAAAAAACAUUAAAAUUAAAAAGAUCUAAGUUUAAUUGUUGGAAACAAAAAAUAUUAUGAUAGAAAACAUCUGAGAGAAAACUAAAGAUGA
Messenger RNA from Paramecium sonneborni, 1187 nucleotides. Lineage: Eukaryota; Ciliophora; Oligohymenophorea; Peniculida; Parameciidae. The record is from the annotation of a GenBank genome assembly.